AUGUCACUUACUACUGGUUGGAGCGAUGAAGAAGAAUCUGAUGAUGACCAAGGAAACAACAAUCAAGUCACUAACUUUGUAGCAUUCAGCAGCAAAGUUCCUCUGGACAGCUCAGAAUCAACUGUUGCUUCAACUGUUGCAACAGACUGUGAAACAGAAUCCAGGUAUGAAAAUAUGUGUUCUGAUUAUGAAAAAAAUCUAAACGAAAAUUCUUCUUUUGCAGAGGAUCCGAACAGCAGCAGUGAUGAGGAAGAACCAACCUUGGAUGAAGUAAAGGAGGUAUAUGAAAAAAUGUACCAAAAAUGGCUCGACGUCGUUAAGGUAAAUAACUUCCUGGAAAAGGAGAAGUUUGUGCUUGUAGAGGAAAACAAGACACUAAAGGUAAGAAUCUCUACUCUUGAGGAAAGGGUCAUAUCUAGUGAUCAAGAGAAAAAUAGUUUGCAGGCUAAACUUACUCAAACUCAAGAAGCAAUUGCAAAAUUGAACUUGGGUAGAGGUAAUCUAGAUGAAAUCUUAAGCAACAACAAGCCAAACUAUAAUCGUCUAGCCAUAGGAGGGAGUCAGCUACCCAAAGUUGAUCUAAAGCGAAAGGAAGAUCAAAACAGAAAAAUCAACUUUGUUAAACAAGCUUCUGUCUCACAAACAGUUGCAACUGUUGAAGCAACGAAACACAAUUCAAAGAAAAGGUUUAUUCCCACUUGUUUUUUCUGUCAAAAUCCAGGUCACAUACGUCCUAGAUGUUUCAAAUAUUUAAAACUUGUGAAAAAACUUGUGGCUCGUUCUCUUUACUCUGCUAGGGCUGAUUAUUUUCCUUCACCCUCUCAAAAACCCAAAAAUAAAAUUGAUAUUUCCAAUAGACCUCAGCAAAAAAUUUGGGUUGAAAAGUCCACGUUUAAAUGCUUAUCUGCGAUUACUUCUUUAAAAGCAAGUACUACUAAUGAUUGGUAUUUUGACAGUGGGUGUUCACGACAUAUGACCGGUGUUAAAGAGUUUCUGAAAAACUAUCAACAAAUCACCGGUGGAGCUGUUACCUUUGGAAACGGAAAAAAGGGUGAAGUGCUAGGGAAAGGAUCGCUAAAUCAUGAGAAUCUGCCAAAGCUGAAGAAUGUACUACUUGUAGAAGGACUCACGUCAAAUCUGAUAAGCAUCAGCCAGCUAUGUGAUCAAGAUCUUGAAGUCAGAUUCAACAAAUUCGCAUGUCGAGUAUUAGACAAAGACGAGAAUUGUGUUAUUCAAGGAACUCGAUCAUCUGACAACUGCUAUAUUCUUGUCUCUGCUGGACCACUGGAAGAGGAACCAACAAAGGAAUCGGAAAAUAGCUCCAGUGUCGCACCAACAGUUCCAACAGUUGAUGCAGCCUCUACCAAUUCAGAAGAAAGUGACGUCAAUUCUGAAACAGGAGACGAAGCUGAAGUCAGGCCUCUCGAAUUGGAUGAUCAAACUCACAAGGAACCCUCAAGAAGAGUCAAAAAGAAUCAUCCAGUGGAUCAAGUCAUUGGCCCGGUAGAAUAA
Molecule: messenger RNA, 1512 nt
Organism: Erythranthe guttata (spotted monkey flower)
Lineage: Eukaryota; Viridiplantae; Streptophyta; Magnoliopsida; Lamiales; Phrymaceae
Source: RefSeq, a predicted model, not a curated record